GCGCCGUUCGCGUCGCGUGUUUUCCCAUUGAGCCGCCAACAUUCACAAAUGAUACACGAUCUUUUAAAAUAGUUCGAGGCAAACUCUUGUGAAUUAAAAAAAAAAAAAAAAAAACGCGUGUGUUUAUUAUUCCACCCUCCCCAAACCCUGGAAAAAAAUACCUCGAGGAUUUAUAAUUUUUUUUUUUAAAUUUAAAUUUAAAAAUUCUUUCUAUUCAACUUUUACAAUAUCUGCAAUAGUUAUAGUGUUUAAUUUUUUUUUUCAUAAAUAUUCUUCUAAAAUUUAAUUUAAAAAAAAAAAAAUUUAUUAAAAAAUUAAUUACAAAAUUUUGAAAUAAAACAAAAUUAUUCUCUUUUUUUUCUAAAUUUUCAUUUCUAUUCUAUUGAUUUAUGAAGAGAAAAAAAUUUCCAUGAAAAUAAAAUUCCUUGGUUAAAUAAAAGAAUGUCUUGUUUAAAUUUACAAAAGUUUUGUCAACUCGCGCGCUCACAGAAAAGCGUUUGAAAAGUUAGAAUGUAAACAAUUUUAUUCAAAAUGUUCGUUUAUUUGGAAAGUGUCGCUGAAACGUGUAAUUUGAGAUAGUACUCAGAGAAAGAGAGAGAGAGAGAGAGAGAGAGGGGGGGAAAAAUAGUGAAACGAGAAAAGUUCAUUUUCAUGCAAAUCGAUCAAUUGACUUUACGAUUAUUUUUUUGGGAAAAAAUGCGACGAACUUUGAUUAAAAAAUUAUUCGAGUGCAUCUCGACAAGGAAAUUGAAGUGAAAUGAAAGCAUAAAGAGAACUCUGAAUGCAUCGAAAGAAGAGUUUUAAAUCUAAAAUGUGCUUGGAAGUGAAGUUUUUUCACUUUUUCAUUAAAUGGAAUAAAAAUCGUGACAGUUAGUGAACAAUAAAAAUCUGUGAAAAGCACGUAAGAGACUUAUUGUUCUUAUUUGAACAAAAGCAGUUGCAAUGGAUUUUGUGCUAAUAGUAUUGAUGGCACUGUGGCAACAAGGAGUCGGCGCGUUGAAGCUACUUGAGAUAAAAGUCCCAACAUACACUGUGAAGGGACGAAGUGCGCUUCUACAUUGCAGAUAUGAUUUGCAGACAGAUACAUUAUAUUCCGUCUCGUGGUACAAGGACAAUGAGUCGUUUUAUACAUACAAACCACAGUCGGAACCAAAAAAAAAUAUUUACAAUGUGGAAGGUGUCAAAGUGGACCUUGGGCAUUCAGAUCACCAACAAGUGCAUCUAAAGCACGUAGAACUUCAUGCAGCUGGAAAAUAUAAGUGCGAAGUUAGCGCGGAUCGUCCAAACUUUGAAACUUUUGGAAAAGAGGAAUAUAUGGAGGUUGUAGUUUUACCACAGGAUGGACCAAUAAUUACCGGUCAAGAAAAUAUUUAUGCAAGUGGAGAUAUUCUCUCACUAAAUUGCACAAGCGGAAGAUCACAUCCCCAAAGUCUUUUGAGAUGGUUCAUUAAUGGUAUUCAGGUCAAACCCGACGCUGAAAUAUUAAUACCUCAACAUGGUCUCUAUAUUGUAAUAUCAAGUUUACGUGUUGAAGUUGGACCGCAUCAUAUAAAUAGUGGACGAAUGAAAAUCAGAUGUGAAUCUGUUUUACAAACAUCACAAAUAGAAGAAUCGUUAAUUGACUUGAAAAAGGCAGAAAUUUUAGUUCAAGGUCAUGCCAAUUUAUUCACCCCUUCACUAUUACUUUUAAUAUCAAUGCUCCUAUUGCGACAACAGUUAGUAUAUUGAAUUAAAAAAAAAAAAAUUUAUAAAAAUAGAGCAAUGAAUAUGGAUCCUGAGGCAAUAAAUGAAUUCUAUUCGUUCAAUGCAGAGGAGAAUAAUACGACGCAGACAAAAUGUAAUUGAGAAGAAGGAACAUACAUUUCGUGACAAAAGACAAUCAUAGACUGCAAUUUGAAAAGCGUUCUUCAUAAAGCGAAGAGAUGUAAUCAUCGAUGUAAGUUAAGUACGCCCUCAAGUGAUAAUUCAAAUAUUAAAUUUCAUUCUCUUGCGGUUCAUUAGAAAUCAAAUAUUUAAAAGGCUUUUUUUUAAAAAAAAAUAUUUUUCCCAAAUGAAUGGAAAAUUUCUUUUGUUAAAGAAAUUUUUCAGCAAGAAAUGAAAAAAAAAAAUUUUUUUAUGAAUGAUACAUAUCAGUUUGUAAAAAAAAAAAUUGAUACAAUUUUUUCCAUUUUUAA
Leptopilina boulardi is the source of this 2174-nucleotide messenger RNA. RefSeq names its product cell adhesion molecule 1-like. The record is from RefSeq and is a predicted model, not a curated record. The coding region runs from base 943 to 1728 and encodes 261 amino acids. Lineage: Eukaryota; Metazoa; Arthropoda; Insecta; Hymenoptera; Figitidae. The transcript is spliced from 9 exons.